AUGUUGGGUCUCCCAUUAGACCCUGUUGUUCUCCAGAGAGAAAAUGGUGUACAGUUAAGUUACCAGCAACCUCACCGAGUCUAUGACACCAAAAUAUACCCUAUCCAGGCCGGUAACUGCUCUACUCUAAUAAUAUAUGGUCACGAUCGUGGGAUACGGAUCUUAUGGAGAGGUGGGAAGGCGUUCAAACCCCAACAACCCAAGCCAGUGGAGCAAGAACAGCCAAACCCGAACGGAACCUCAAAAGAUGAUGUUAUUAUGAUUAUUGAUUCAGACGAUGAUGACGAAAUACCCGCUCCAGACCCUAAAAAUGCGGCUGCGCCACCCGUGGAAUUCGAAGACGAAGAGGACGAAAUUGAUCUGUCAAGACCUUUUCACGACAUCCUACAGCAUAUCGACAUCCAACUUGGAGUAAAAGUGUUAGGCCUGUCAGUGCCCACUUUCAAUUCAGAACAACUCAGAUCGACUCUAGAGUCAUAUCCGAAGAUAUUUUCCAACAUUGCUGUUAUUACAGCUGUUUGCGCAGACUGUUCAAUCCGAGUUCUCGCACUACCGCUAACACCUCCAAACCCCCAAGAUAGCUCAUCGUGGGGACUUCAAUCUGUCACAAUCAGUGCUGGGUCCAUACAAGCUAUCCCAGCAGGCAUUGCUGUAACUUUCACUGCACGAAACCCUAGUGACAGCAGCAGUCGAUACAGGUCUCAGAGUCGUAACCGCACUCCUAAGAGCAACCCCGAUGCAGAAUCUGAUGGCGCCUGGGAUCUUCUAGUAGCUGUAAAUUCCGCCGAAGGAUCUGGCACCCUUUCGAUUUAUCGAGUUCCCAUCACUUAUCAGCCAGGCCAGUCCAAAGAUUCACAGAUCUUACCCUCAGAACCUGCUCUCCCUGUGCAACAUCUACUGCUCCCGUCUCCCGCAAAAGCUAUCUCAUUCAACCCCUCCCAAUAUCCCUCUGAACGUCAUUCUCAUCUGCUUGUAUCAUUUGCUAGUGGCAGCGUUAAGAUUUAUUCCUGUCUGGCAUCAAAAUCUCAAAAACCUGUUGCCGACAGGAGGGCGUGGUCCAGUGAUGGGGCCCCUAAGGAAUCUGAGGGAACUUGGUUAGUCACGCUUUCUACAGAAUUCUGUCUGUCUCCUAGUGGAAUACCCCGACGGAUGGCGGUAGUAGACGCAGCAUGGGUGCUUGGAGGCAAAGCCAUUAUGGCUCUUCUCUCGGAUGGAUCGUGGGGUGUCUGGGAUCCCGAAGGAACAUGCCCGGGAAACAAAGACUUCACAAGCACUGCCCACAAUCAAAGUACUUCAUCUACCGAAGGCGGCUCAGUGACAUCGUUUGCUGUCUCCGGUUUUAUAUCUGGGCCUAUAUCGGCGACUAAACCUCUUACAUCUGGACCAACAGCAGACAAUCGAACUAGUUUCGUACCCAUGACCCCGUCUACCAGAAGAUUUAGAGAAGAUACGCUCUUCAAAGGCUCCUCAGCUAACAACCCAUCAACAUCCUCAACGCGAGGUGGAAUAUCUGUAUUGGCUACAAAGAUUUCAAAGGAUGGGCUUCCAGAUGAGUCGAUUGUCAUAUGGCACGGAAGUCAGAAUAUAUGGAUAGCCAGUCUUCUGACUUUGUGGAGAAACAGCGCCAAACCCAAUGGUACAUUCAAUCCGUCGAGUCACAGCAAACCAAUUCCAAUUGAGAAUGUCAAUCUCCUUGGGGAACUUCAAAAUGGAAUCGCUCAGCUUAUUCAUAAUUCCACGACAGCAAAGGGCACCAAAAAUGUUAAACCAGAUGUUUUAAUAACGGCUGAGCAUCAGCUUAUAAUUCUUACACAGAAACCUUCAGAACAGGGAGCUGUUAAGCCUGGGUCAGAUACCCAAAGGAACGCAGAGGCCCUAAUUGAGGGUGACCAGUCGAGACUGAAGAAGGGCGAAUUGGAUCUCGAUGGCAUGGACAGAGUGCUAUCUGGUAUGGCAAGUGGAAUGCAGACAGUUGAAGCGUUUCGGAGCCCACAGCGCAAGGGAUUAUUUUCCUAG
Paracoccidioides brasiliensis Pb18 is the source of this 2016-nucleotide messenger RNA. RefSeq lists its product as uncharacterized. The record is from RefSeq and is a predicted model, not a curated record. The transcript is spliced from 2 exons. Gene Ontology annotation, molecular function: protein binding. Bases 1 to 2016 code for a protein of 671 amino acids.